CCUUCGCCGGCAGCCUGGGGCGCGGCACCCGCCCAAGGCGGGGGCGUGGGGCAUAAGGUCGCCGCCCAGAGGGAGCUCAUCCGGCGGCGCAGACGCCCAGCGCCUCCGGGGAGGGACUUGGCCUGGGUUCUGGUCCUCGGCUUAUCGGGGAGGAGCCGAGAGGCUGCAGCUGGCGGCGGCCUGCCCCGAGUGGGCCGAGGUCCUGGGCGCGGCAGCCAGGCCGGGGAGCCCUUCUCGGCAGAACCCGCAGCGCGGGAUCAGCGCCGUCUGCUUUCCUCUCUGUCUUCUCUGGGCAAACCGCGGGAAGAAAGCGCCCUCUCUUUAGCGGGCCGGGAGCUGCAGAGCAUCGCGGGGCGCGGCCGAGGGGAGGAGAAAACAGAGGGAGCAGCGUAGGCCCGGGCUCGCGGGGCUGCGGCUCCGCCAAUCUGCGGGCGCUGACGCGGGGGGCGGCUCCGCGGCGCUCGGAUAUCUGACCGCCCGGGGAGAGGCUCGGCUGUGCGGGGGCUGCGCUCCGGAGACGGCCGGUGCACCUGCCCGGGGACUUCGCCGGACGCUCCGUGCGCCACCCCCCCGCUCCCGCCCCCUCCUCGGUCCCCGCGGCCCUGCGCCCUCAUUCCCCUCCAGGUCCCCGCCUGCGGGCCGCAGCGUGAGAGAACCGAGCCCUGCCCGAAGGAGCCGCCCCUUCUCCGCCCGGCCGGCUCGGCGCCUAGCGCGGCCCACGGAGCAGCGCAAGAGACUUCGCCGAGCCUCGGAUCGGAUUGCGCCGCGCGGUCGCCUCCACCCCCCACCCCAGGCCGCCGCGCCUUGGCCGAGAUGGGCCUAAGUGUCCGGCCCCUGCGCGCCUGAUGAGCGCGGCCGCGGCCCCGGAGACCCAAGCGGGCCGCUACGUGCGCGGGGCCUCCCCGAGCUGCGCCCCCAGCUUCGCGGACGAGGGCCGCUGGGCCCGGGCGGCUGAGGGCGCGGCCGCUCCGGAGAGGCGAGAGGGAGCGGCCCCGAAAUGGCCCGGCGAGCGGGCGCUUUGGCGGUGGGCGCCCUACGCGUGGGACAGCCCCGGGACGAGUAGCUGGCCGACGCCAGAUGGACCUUGAUCCGCGCCGCGGCACCGCGUUCGUGCCAAGCCAAGACUAGAAGGGCACGGGCGGAGCGCGCUCUGGGGGCGCCCGGAGUUCCAGGCCCCGCUCGCCCGCCGGGCCAUGAAGAUGAUCCUGGUGCGCAGAUUCCGCGUGCUCAUCCUGAUGGCGUUCCUGGUGGCCUGCGCGCUGCACAUCGUGCUGGAUCUGCUGCCCAAGCUGGAGCGGAGCGGAGCGCAGCCCUCGGGGGAACCCGGCUGCUCCUGCGCGCAGCCCGCGGCCGAGGCGGCGGCACCCGGCUGGGCCCAGGCGCGCGGACGCCCGGGGGAGCCCCCGGCAGCAGCCUCCGCCGCCGGCGACGCGGGCUGGCCCAACAAGCACACACUGCGCAUCCUGCAGGACUUCAGCUCCGACCCUUCCUCCAACCUCACGUCCCACUCGCUUGAGAAACUGCCACCCGCAGCCGAACCGGUCGAGGGCGCCUUGCCGGGGCAGGAUCCCGGCGCCCUGCGACCCUUAGACCCCGGUCACCGGCCGCUGCUCAGAGGCCACGGGACGCGUGGACCUGUGCCGCCCCCCGGCCCGAGCGCGGACGGCUCCCUCCUGGCCAGGCUGUUCCAGCACCCACUGUACCAGGCAGCCAUUCCGCCGCUAACGGAGGACGAUGUCCUCUUCAACGUGAACAGCGACAUCAGGUUCAACCCCAAGGCGGCGGCGGCGGCGGCGGCGGCGGAGAACCCAGACUGGCCACACGAAGGUCCUGAGGAUGAAUUCCUACCCACAGGGGACACGGCCGUGGACUCCUAUCCCAACUGGCUCAAAUUCCACAUCGGCAUCAACCGCUAUGAGUUGUACUCUCGACACAACCCAGCUGUGGAGGCCCUGCUGCGUGACCUCGGCGCCCAGAAGAUCACCAGUGUUGCCAUGAAGUCGGGGGGCACACAACUCAAGCUCAUCAUGACCUUCCAGAACUACGGGCAAGCACUGUUCAAACCCAUGAAGCAAAUGAGGGAGCAGGAGACACCCCCUGACUUCUUCUAUUUCUCCGAUUACGAGAGGCACAAUGCAGAGAUCGCUGCCUUCCACCUGGACAGGAUCCUGGACUUCCGCCGGGUCCCUCCCGUGGCUGGUAGGAUGGUCAACAUGACCAAGGAGAUCCGGGACGUCACGCGGGACAAGAAGCUGUGGAGAACCUUCUUCAUUUCCCCAGCCAACAACAUCUGCUUCUACGGGGAGUGCUCUUACUACUGCUCCACGGAGCACGCCCUGUGCGGGCGGCCAGACCAGAUCGAGGGCUCGCUGGCCGCCUUUCUGCCUGACCUGGCCCUGGCCAAGAGGAAGACCUGGCGGAACCCCUGGCGACGCUCAUACCACAAGCGCAAGAAGGCAGAGUGGGAAGUAGACCCUGACUACUGCGAGGAGGUGAAGCAGACGCCCCCCUACGACAGCAGCCACCGCAUCCUGGACGUCAUGGACAUGACCAUCUUCGACUUCCUCAUGGGAAACAUGGACCGCCAUCACUACGAGACCUUCGAGAAGUUUGGGAACAAAACGUUUAUCAUCCACUUGGACAAUGGGAGAGGGUUUGGAAAAUACUCCCACGACGAGCUUUCCAUCCUGGUGCCUUUACAGCAGUGCUGCAGGAUCAGGAGGUCCACGUACCUGCGGCUGCAGCUCCUGGCUAAGGAGGAGUACAAGCUGAGUCUGCUGAUGGCUGAGUCCCUGCGUAGGGACCGCGUGGCCCCCGUCCUGUACCGGCCGCACCUGGAGGCUCUGGACCGGCGGCUGCGCGUCGUGCUGCAGGCGGUCAGGGACUGCGUGGAGAAGAACGGGCUGCCCGGUGUCGUGGAGGACGACCUCAGCCCCGAGCACAGAGCCUCUGCUGGGAGGUAGUGACCGCGAGCCGUGGCCAGGCCAGCUGCCGGGGCACACGGGCCAACGCAGGAGCGGACGGGCUGCCCGGGGACGCGUGUCCUCACUUUCCAGACCAGGGCGGGCCGGCGGGAGCGCACUCCGCCCCCGUGGACAGAGGCGGCCUGGCGGCGGCCCACCACCCUUUUGUAUGGAAAGGAAGCCUUUACUUACUAUUUUGUAUUUAUACCUGGUGUAAAUGUACAUAAAUAGAGACAUCUAUGCAGACCCCGACCACCCAGCAAGUCACACGGAGGGCCACCCGGCAGGGCCAAGUGCCCCUGCGAAGGGCUCCCCCUCUGGACCGAACGUACAGUAAAAACUCUCCUCCCUGCCUGGGGCUGAGGUGUCUGGGGCUGCAGGAGGCUCCUGAGGCUGUCACGGACUCCCGUCAACAGAUGAACACCGUGUAGCUUUCGGGCGACGUGAAGGACCAGUCAUUACCUGGCUGCCCAGGCUGCCUCGGGGCACCUUCUGACUUGCUUCGGAAGCCUGUGCACGUGUGUGACACAGUCAUGUGGCCGGGCAGCUGGUUACUUUCACGGCAUCUUCGUGGAAGAGUUUGCAAUGUGGUAAAGGUGCAAUAAAGAUUCAGCAAGUGUGUGCUGGG
This is a messenger RNA of Orcinus orca (killer whale), 3591 nucleotides long. RefSeq names its product FAM20C golgi associated secretory pathway kinase (gene FAM20C). Gene Ontology annotation, molecular function: protein serine/threonine kinase activity. Gene Ontology annotation, cellular component: Golgi apparatus. The transcript is spliced from 10 exons. The record is from RefSeq and is a predicted model, not a curated record. Lineage: Eukaryota; Metazoa; Chordata; Mammalia; Artiodactyla; Delphinidae. Gene Ontology annotation, biological process: protein phosphorylation. The coding region runs from base 1194 to 2963 and encodes 589 amino acids.